AUGGCCAAGGCAUACAGAAAGGAGGAUUUUGAUAAAUUGAUGGCUAAGGUUUAUAAAAUUGAUCACAGGGUUAAGGAGUACCUUGAGGAUGCAAGGUAUGAGAAGUGGUCGAGAGUUCAUUCAACAGUAAAUAGAGGUAGAAUGAUGACUUCAAACAUUGCAGAAUGUAUCAAUAGUUGUCUUGUUGAAGCACGACAAUUGUCUAUAUUAGAAUUCUUGGAAGAAGUUAGAAUUCUAUUUGGUUCUUGGCAUUGCAAAAACAGAGAAAUAGCCUCUUAUACAAAGGACACAUUGGGGAGAAGAUUUGAGGAGGAAUUGAUUAUAAACGCAUCUAAAAGUUCGAAGAUGGAGGUUGUUCCAUCAUCUGAAUUUAUUUUCUCGAUUUAUGAAGAUGGAAAAAGAUACAUUGUUUGUCUUGAGCGGAAAGUAUGUUCUUGUGGAAGAUUUCAACUAGAUGAGAUACCUUGCGCACAUGCAAUCGCUGUUUUAAAGGAAAAGAAUGUUAAAGAUAUGCAUCCAUAUUGCUCUGAUUACUACAAGCCUGAUGCAUUAGCAAAAACAUAUGAGAUUCCAAUGGUUCCAAUGCCAGAUAAGGAAGAUUGGUCAGCUCCUGAGGAUGUGGUAGCUGAAACUGUGUAUCCACCUAGAUACAGACGAUUAGCUGGACGACCAAGAAAAAAAAGAAAAAAGAAUGCGGAUGAAAAGAUUACAGUGAACACAAAUUGUUGUGGACAAUGUGGACAAGAAGGUCACAACAGAAGAACUUGUACUUUCUUUCCAAAAGAAAAGUGA
Molecule: messenger RNA, 792 nt
Organism: Solanum stenotomum
Lineage: Eukaryota; Viridiplantae; Streptophyta; Magnoliopsida; Solanales; Solanaceae
Exons: 2
Coding region: 1-792 (263 amino acids)
Molecular function (GO): zinc ion binding; nucleic acid binding
Source: RefSeq, a predicted model, not a curated record